Solea senegalensis (Senegalese sole) is the source of this 1368-nucleotide messenger RNA. RefSeq names its product probable E3 SUMO-protein ligase RNF212. The record is from RefSeq and is a predicted model, not a curated record. NCBI's taxonomy places the organism in Eukaryota, Metazoa, Chordata, Actinopteri, Pleuronectiformes, Soleidae. Gene Ontology annotation, molecular function: SUMO transferase activity. Gene Ontology annotation, biological process: reciprocal meiotic recombination; homologous chromosome pairing at meiosis; protein sumoylation. Gene Ontology annotation, cellular component: synaptonemal complex. The transcript is spliced from 13 exons. Bases 102 to 935 code for a protein of 277 amino acids.
UUCAGUAGUAGCGUUUUAGCUUAGUUAGCAUUUAGCGGAUAUCUUGAGAGCGAGUUCCUAACAAAUCUAAUAAACUGACAGUAAGAAGGGCAGGACUUUAAAUGGCUUACUGGAUCUGCUGCAACUCCUGCUUCCUUUACCCCAGUACUAACCGGAGAUUAGCUGUAACAACAUGUGGCCAUAUAAUCUGCAGUGUCUGCCAUCAACAAGGCACACAAGGAAAAUGUUUGAUAUGCAACACCAAGUGCCAAGUGUCACCUCUCUCUGAUACAAGCAGCUCAGAGGUGAAGGCCUUGUUUUCUGACAUCAAUGUUGUGGCAACCAAACACUUGGCAGAAAUCAGAAAAGUUAUGAUGUUCCAGACAAGACAUAACAGUAGACUGUUGAGUUUCUACCAGCAAAGGAAUGAGAAACUGGAGGAGGCAUUAGUCAAGAUGAGACAUGAAAUACAGCAAAUGUCAAAGAAGCUGAAUGAACAGAGCGCCUACAUCUCAAAGCUAGAAAACUGUCUUCAGCAUCAGAGUGUCAAAGCUUCGUCAGGGUCUCAGAGGAGCUACAGUACUCCACACGGACAUAAACCAGUCUUACAGAUCCCAUACAACUCUCCCAUGUGCCUUUCACGGCACUCCUCAUCCACAAACGUCAAUGAAAACAUGGCGGCUGAUGAACGAUUCAGGAAACCUCAGUCUGUGCCGCGACUGUCAUUAAUUAGUCUUCCGCAAGAUGAACACAUGGGUACACGCCCUCACAGGUCGUCCAGUCAGAACACACUGACCAAUCACAUGGUCCGCUCAUCAACAGUCAGUCAUUCUCAUGGAGCACCAUCGACGCCAGAGUUUUCAUUUGGACUGAGUUCUGGAUGGACGUCUCCCAUCUUCAAAGCCCCCACCUCCUUCAGACACUCCAUGUCCUCGCUGGUCUGCCCUCGUCCUUAACAAACACACAGGCAGCAACUGACACACAAAGCCUCAAGACCAAAAAUGUCCACUGUCGUCACUUUAGAACCGGCCUGAGACAAGGACAUUCAAACAAGGAUAAACAGAUUUUAGCCACUUAACAAAAGGCUUUCCUACUCUACAGCAUCUUAGACAUGCAUUUGCUGCUUUAUCUCUUCUUUUAAAAAGCCUCUUAAGACCAUAAGAGUAAUCGACAUUAUUCUUAAGAUAUUGUAGAUGUAAGCAGGCAUGGAUUCAAUGAGCCUCGCUGACUGAAAACAACUAAAUACAAAAUCUCUGGAGCCUAAAUUCACAGUCCUCUUUGUGAGUUUUAUCCAACUACCCAGGUUUCAUAGAGACUAUUACGCUGACUCAGUUUGAACUUCUGCCACAAUUUAACUGUAUAUGAAUCAAUAAAGUCAGAUUAAUUGUU